GCCACGCCACCUCGAUGAGGAGCGGUAGCAGCAGCAGCAACGCCGGCUCGGCGCCCAGGAGGAGGCCGAUGAGCGACCUCAUCGGCGCCGGCGCCAGCGCCAGCGCCAGCGACGACCUCUCCCGCUACUCGGUCGCCACCACCACGGCCUCGUCCGAGCGUUCGUCCGGCAGCAGCGGCCGCGGGGCCGCCGCCUUCCUCGACGCCUUCCGCUCCUGCUUCGCCCCCGGGGACGCGCGCUCGCCGGAGACCUCCCUCUCCGACGUCGACUCCGACGCCUCCCACCAACGAUCGGAUCUUUGCAGGUGCACUGUUUUGUGUACUGAUGUGUACGGCAAUAACAGCACAAGAUGCAGCAUUCUCCUCUUGAGCCUUAGUUUAAUCAGAUGUCUACAACACACUCUCCAUCACCAUCAGACUCGCAGUCGCUGAGCUCUCAAGGUUCUACCAGCGGGAGCACUUUCGAGAGCAGGAGAUCAGCCAGAGGGCUGUAUGGCUCCACCCUCAGGAAUUCUUCAGAAAGGGAGAUACCUGGAGACAGAAAGUUCACCUUACCAGAGAUUCAGAAAGCAACGAAGAACUUCUCGCCCAACCUCAAGAUUGGGCAGGGUGGUUCUGGGACAGUGUACAAGGGUCAGCUCAGCGAUGGCACCCUCGUCGCCGUCAAACGGGCCAAGAAGAAUAUGUAUGACAAGCACAUGGGCCACGAGUUCCGGAACGAGAUAGAGACGCUGCGAUGCAUCGAGCACCUGAAUCUGGUACGGUUCCAUGGGUUCCUUGAGUUUGGUGGUGAGCAGUUGAUCAUUGUGGAGUAUGUUCCCAAUGGCAAUCUUCGAGAGCACCUUGAAGGUCUGAAUGGAAAAGUCCUGGAGUUCUCUGUGAGGUUGGAAAUCGCGAUCGAUGUGGCCCACGCUAUCACCUAUCUUCACACCUACUCUGAUCAGCCGGUCAUCCACAGGGACAUCAAAUCCUCAAACAUUCUUCUCACAAACAACUGCCGAGCUAAGGUCGCUGACUUUGGAUUUGCGAAACUGGCUCCGACUGACGCCACCCAUGUCUCUACUCAAGUCAAAGGAACAGCAGGGUACCUUGACCCAGAGUAUCUCAGAACAUACCAGCUCACUGAGAAGAGUGAUGUCUACUCCUUCGGAGUGCUGCUAGUGGAGUUGGUUACUGGGAGGCGCCCGAUCGAACCAAAGAGGGCGAUCGUCGAACGUGUCACAGCAAAAUGGGCAAUGGAAAAAUUCUCGAAGGGCGAUGCGAUACUAACACUGGAUCCGAAUCUGGAAGUGAACGACGCGACCAACCUGGCGAUCGAGAAGAUGUACGAGCUGGCCUUGCAAUGCUUAGCUCCCAAGAAGAGGAACCGGCCGAGCAUGAGGCGGUGCGCAGAGAUCCUGUGGAGUAUACGUAAAGAUUACAGGGAGCUGGCUCGACCAACCUCCUCUUGAACCAAAGCAGCUCAUACGGAGCAAUCAAGAAAACAGAAUGCAACAACAUCCCAGUUUGCCUCACUUCAAUUCAAAGCUAGCAUGGAGGUGUGGAUCAACCGACCGCUGAGCUACGGGCUGCCAAACUGUCAAUGGGACCUGUGGCCUUCCUAGAAAUUGUGUGCUUAUUAGGUAUCAGCUAGGAAGAGUUACAUUGAAGUUCCUCCUACACAGCUGUACACGUAGAUAGUCGCCUUAGCAAGCACAAGCAAUUUCAAAUAUGACUUGAAUAUACGAUGGUGUCUGUAUGUUGUAGAAGAAAGAUGAUUUCUGAGGAGAGCAUGCAUUUCCCAUGUAUUAGAUGCGUUCUCCUGUAUAUGAUGAACAAAAUUCAACAGCAGUGGCAUAUCUUACUUUUUGGGUGUUUGUGUGCGUCAUCGUCAAUGUUUUUGGCAUAGUAGUGCAGAAAA
Triticum aestivum (bread wheat) is the source of this 1899-nucleotide messenger RNA. RefSeq names its product calmodulin-binding receptor-like cytoplasmic kinase 2. Bases 386 to 1450 code for a protein of 354 amino acids. Gene Ontology annotation, molecular function: protein kinase activity; ATP binding. Gene Ontology annotation, biological process: protein phosphorylation. The record is from RefSeq and is a predicted model, not a curated record. The transcript is spliced from 7 exons. Lineage: Eukaryota; Viridiplantae; Streptophyta; Magnoliopsida; Poales; Poaceae.